CGCGCCAGUAGCACGCGACGUCAGUAGCUCGCGACUGUGCUGUUCCCGGCUCGGGAUUCCGAGCUUACUCGCAGCAUGUCGGUCAUCUUCGCCCCUGACUGGCUUCGCGGCAAGGCUAAGGUCAACCAGGAGACCAUCCAGCGGCUCCUGGAGGAGAAUGACCAGCUGAUCCGCUGUAUCGUGGAGUAUCAGAACAAGGGCCGAGCGAACGAGUGCGUCCAGUACCAGCAUGUGUUGCACAGAAAUCUCAUUUACCUAGCUACCAUCGCAGAUGCCAACACAAGCAGCCUCACGAAGGCAGUGGAGUAACUCCAGGAGGCUGUUGCCAGGACCGACUGAAGGGGACACAUCUCCUGUGAAAU
Messenger RNA from Chionomys nivalis (European snow vole), 362 nucleotides. It is a transcript of the gene Ss18l2, whose product is annotated as SS18 like 2. NCBI's taxonomy places the organism in Eukaryota, Metazoa, Chordata, Mammalia, Rodentia, Cricetidae. The coding region runs from base 76 to 309 and encodes 77 amino acids. Gene Ontology annotation, cellular component: nucleus. The transcript has 3 exons. Gene Ontology annotation, molecular function: transcription coactivator activity. The record is from RefSeq and is a predicted model, not a curated record. Gene Ontology annotation, biological process: positive regulation of transcription by RNA polymerase II.